CUCGCCUCCUCCAACCUCGCCCCCAAUCCCGGACUCUCCUCGCGGCGCGGGGGCUGCCCCCGCCCCUCUAUUGCACGCCGUGGCUCCUGUGGCUCCUCGCGGGGCGGCCCUGAGCUCUUGCUGCUGAGACCCGUCGAGACAUCCCGGGCUCGAGCCGUGCUUGGCCAUCCCGGCCAGAAGCUCUCCAGCUGCCGGCCGGAGCCCGGCUGCUCGGGCGAACCCGCCUCCCGGCGGCGGAGCGGCCCCAGGUGCGGGCCGGGGCGUGGCGCCCGGCGCGUCGCGGAGCGGCAGGUGCGGCUUCCGCGUCAAGAUGGCCGCCGCGGGCCGCCGCCGCCGCCUCCCCGCCGGGCCCGGGCUGCCGCGCGUCGCCCUCUGCCUGGCGUGCUGGGCGCUGGCUCCCGCGGGCGCCGUGCCCGAGCUCGGGCUCUGGACUGCCACGGUCACUAAUAAAUCAGGACCUUUGGUAUUUAGAAAAACUAUGUUUAAUUCUACUGAAAUCAAGUUUUCUGUUAAGUCAUUCAGUUGUUCUGGACCUAUGAAGUUUACCAUAGAGUGGCAUUUGAAGUACCAUAUCUGCUACAAUGACUUCUAUAACCUGGAAGAGCAGUUACAGAAGCAUCAGCUGACUAUCAGUGAAGACUUUUGUGGUAGUGAUUCCAAGAACAUUGAUUGUUGGACAACGAAGAAUGAAAACUUAGAUUGCAACAGUGAUUUACAGGUGUUCCCCUCAUUGAAUAAUAAAGAACUAACAAAUGGCAGAAAUGUUUCAAACCAGGAAGGAUCAAUGGAUGUUGUGGCCAGAACACAGAGAGAUGGGUUUCAUAUCCUACUUGUUUCUAUUAAAACGGAUAGGACAGAUGCAAGUUGGAGUUUGAAUGUGUCUCUUUCUAUGAAGGGGCCACAUGGCUACAUCUCUGCAUCAGAUUGGCCGCUAAUGAUUUUCUACAUGGUGAUGUGCAUAGUUUAUAUUUUGUAUGGUGUGCUCUGGCUGCUGUGGUCUGCCUGUUACUGGAAAGAUAUACUACGGAUCCAGUUCUGGAUUGCAGCAGUUAUUUUUCUGGGAAUGCUUGAAAAAGCAGUGUUUUAUAGUGAAUACCAAAACCUCAACAGCACGGGGCUGUCAACCCAGAGCCUCUUGAUAUUUGCGGAAUUGAUAUCGGCCGUGAAGAGGACAUUGGCCCGUCUCCUGGUGAUCAUUGUGAGCCUGGGCUACGGCAUUGUGAAGCCCCGUCUCGGCACGGUCAUGCACCGGGUGAUUGGCCUGGGGGUUCUCUACCUCAUCUUUGCAGCUAUUGAAGGCGUGAUGAGAGUCAUUGGGGCAAAUGAUUCUGAUCUUGUGCUUCUGACCAGCCUCCCUCUUUCCCUCCUUGAUUCUGGCUUGUGCUGGUGGAUUUUUAUAAGUUUGGCCCAAACUAUGAAGACUCUUAGGCUAAGAAAGAACACAGUGAAAUUUUCUUUAUACAGGCACUUUACAAAUACUCUGAUCUUUGCAGUACUCGCUUCUAUAGUAUUUAUGGUGUGGACAACUAAGACCUUUAGAAUUGCAAAAUGUCUGUCGAAUUGGAUGGAACGCUGGGUUGAUGAUGCAUUUUGGAGUUUCCUGUUUUCACUUAUCCUUAUUGUAAUAAUGUUUCUGUGGAGACCGUCAGCAAAUAAUCAGAGAUAUGCCUUCAUGCCCUUGAUAGAUGAUUCUGAUGAUGAAAUCGAAGAAUUCAUGGUAACUUCUGAAAAUUUAACUGAAGGAAUAAAAUUAAGAGCAUCAAAAACACUUUCCAAUGGGACAGCUAAACCUGCUACUUCUGAUAAUUUUGAUGAAGAUUUGAAGUGGGUGGAAGAAAAUAUUCCCUCUUCAUUCACAGAUGUAGCUCUUCCAGUGUUGGUGGAUUCAGAUGAGGAAAUCAUGACCAGAUCGGAAAUGGCAGAAAAAAUGUUCUCUUCAGAGAAGAUCAUGUGAAUGGGAUUCACGAAUGAAACCCCACGAAUAGAGAAGGACAUCUUAGACCUAGAAGAGGACUUUGUUCCGCUGUUGUGCAACAAGUUUUUAUUGCAUUCUUUUUUGGUAAUCGAUUCAGGUAGUGGGUGGGUCCUGAAAAACCUUUUAGAGCUGACUCUUGAAGGUCAGGUUAGUGCCCACUAAAUGACCUGCAGCCGGGAACAAGCUGAGAGAAGUAUUAUAAAGAUACAUGCCCAGAUGCCCUUAGUGGGUGGGUGAUGGCAUGUGGAUAAGGGUAUUUUUUCCUUCUGGAAAAUAUGGCUAAUGCAGAUAGAUUGAAUUUUUUUUUUUUAAGUAAAUACUCCUCCUCUUCUUCCACAGACUUUUGAGGUAGAUGAGGUAGAUGGUGUGAUUCUUCAGAAGCGUGGUAGUUCCUAGAGGUAAUUAUCUCUGCAUUGCAUUUCACACAGAGGUAGUCAGGUCAUCAGUGCUGCUUGCUUAGUCUUGCGCCAUAAGGUGUAUGGCUGGUGUAGCCUGGUGCACAGACGUGUCCGCACAGAGCCCUUGUUUGUAAAUAUCCCCUGUUCAUGAACUCCCCGGGCUUCUCUUCUGUGCCUGAGCUUCCCGGAACACAGAGAGUGGAGAGCUUGGUCCUGAGAAGUUUGUCCAGAGGUUUGCUGGCCACUGUCCCUGCCCUUAGGCCAAAUGUGCUCCUGCUUGUCCCACCACUGACUGUUCAUGAGGAGGCCAGAAGAUCAUGUCCCGUAGUGAACCUACAACCUUAACCAUGUUUUAUUUGGAAUAUUUGGUUUCUUAAUAAAACAUAUUUAACUGCACAGUACAUAAUAUUUGGUAAUUUUUUAAAUACUUAUUUAUUUUUGGCUUUUGGGGGGUCACCUCCACUGAUGCUCAGGGGUUACCCCUGGCUCUGCGCUUAGGAACCACUCCUGGUAUUGCUUGGGGGACCACAUGGGAUGCCGAACCCAGUUCAGCCACAUGCAAGGCAAAUGCCCUCCCCACUGUACUAUCACUCCAGCCCCAAUAUUUGGUAAUUUCCUAACCUUCAACUAUGGUUUGUACAUUAUUUGGUUUCAUUGUCUAUGUAGUAUGUCAACUUUCUUUUUUUUUUUUCCUCUUAAACAUGCAGGAACUUGAGAGCUAUUUGUUUGUAGAAUAAAGGAAUUGUGGAUAGUUUUGCUGCUCUCAUAACCAAAGAUACAGAACUCUGGACAUUUAAAAUACGAAUUAUGAUUAAAAACACACAUGUCACUCUUUAAAGGAAUCCCACCCCUUCUGAAUUGAGAAUGACUUCAGGGAGUUUUGAUUGAGAAGCAUUGCAGUUCUAACCAUUGCAGGCACUUUUUUAAAUUGUGAUGCUACAAACAUUUUUCUUAAAAAGUCUACCUUUUGAGUUUACCUCAUUCAUUCUUAGAGGCAAGGAAAAGAAAUAUUCACUUCAGGUAGUAUUCUGUCUUGAGUUUUUAAUUUUUUAGUAGUGAACUCAAAACGUUCUGAUAAACGUUCCAGAAGAAGGUGUGGAUUUCAGGAAAAUGUUGGUUUGAUACCUUUCGUCAUAAGAGAGUUCCUUGUUUUGCUUCUGCCGUAGUGAUGUGCUAACCCCCCACCUCCACCCCCAAAUCAUACACAUACAGUAGACAGUAUUUGUUUCUGUUCUGGCUUGAAUGUAUCCCACCCUCUUCCCUGCUAUAUCAGAGCUAGCGUGCCUCUGCCUUCUUGUUCCUAACAUUUUUGUCCAGUCCAGCUGCCUUUAGUUGGAGGUACCUUGACUCCCCAAUUCAUUGUCUGACUCUAGUAAAUCCUAAAGUGCAGAAUCCUGAACUUCCAGCUCAUCAAAGCUGCAUAGCUCGUGGCACAGGCAUGGGGAAUAGACCAUGAUAGCGGGAAGGAAAACUGCUGCUCACACAACCUCAGGGCAUUUACGAAAUGAUGCCGUGGACAUAACUCACUGCAGGCAACCUUUCCUGGCCAUCCAGAGCAAGCAGGAGCCCCGCUGGAUUAGAACAUUCAGCCUGGAAUGUUUUGCAGAGAAUAUCUGCUGUGUUUUUUCGAGUGAGAAUUGUGUGAUCUGUCACACUCUUCUACACUGAUUUGGGUAUUCCUGUGAAGAGUCUUCUUAGGCCCCUCAUAUAAACCGGGACCAUAGCUGGGUUCAUAAGAAACACACACACAAGGGAAAUGUUAGCCAAGCACCACUAGGCCCUGCUCAGUCUGCUUCUGCAGGAACUUUCCAGAAGCUGCUUAUCAAGACUCUGAUGGCUGUCAGGAUAAUUUAUUCUUAGAAUGCCACAAGAUGGGUCUUCCUGGUAAUGAAAGGAAUUGAGAUUGAGAUUAGUUCUAUGUGUUUCUAGCAGAAUGCGUAGACAAUCUAAACAGAUAGUACAGCGGGUAUGGCAUUCGCCUUGCACCCCACUGACCUGGGUUCAAUCCUUGGCAUGCCAUAGGGUCCACCAAGACCUGCCAGGAGUAAGCCCUGAGUAUGCUGGGUAUAGCCCUCCCCCAAAAAUUUACAUACAAUUUUCUUAAAAGGGAAUCUGUUUGAGUUUGUAUUUAAAUAUUUGUUUUAAAACAUAUUUAGUUUAUACUUAAAACAUGGAAAAUAGGUGAAUGUGAAUUUUUGAACCUACAUUUUCACUGUAAAAUUAAAAAUUAAAAUGUAUUAUAUAUUAUAGGAAAUACUGAGUUUUCCCCUGUAAUACAGUGUAUUUGCACUAAAAUAUCAAAACGGAAAAUGUGGAAAAUGUGAACAUAAGGUUGAUUUUUAUAUACCAUUUUUAAAGCAGGGUUUAGCUCUGUUAAGUGACUUAUAGUCUAUACUAUACAUGGCUAAUAUUAAAUUUGUAAGUCACUACUUUUGAUACUCGUGUCUUUGUAUAACCUACAGCAUGCAAUAAAAGUUUAAAGCAUUAAGCCUUAUACUUGAAGUGUAACCUACUGAAAUUAUAAAUAUCAAACAUGUAUAAGUGACAAACUAGAUUUGGGGAGAACUGUACAUUAUAAAAUGAGUUCAGUACUGCAUUAAGAAUUUUAUUGUACAGAGCAAUAUACAGUGGAUAGGGCACUUGCCUUGCAAGCGGCCAACUCUGGUUUGAUCCCUGGCAUCCCAUAUGACCCUCCCCCGCCCCCAGCACCGCCAGGAUUCCUGAGCACAGGGACAGGAAUAGCCCCUGAGCAUCACCUGGUGUGACCUAUAAAGCCAAAAGAGAGAGAGAGAGAAUUUUAUUUAUAAUUAGGAAAACAUUUAUUUGGGAAGAAAGUUCAGGAAUACAAAAAGAUACUUUUUCUGCCUAAAGGGUUAAAUUUUAUAAUUUGAAAGACAUUGUUUUGAGCAGUGAAUAGAUUUAUUUGAAAUCAAAGGUUUUUAUUUGGAAAAACUGAUGUAUUACUGUGCCUUAAUAUUUGUUUUGACUUUAAUAAAGUGGUUCUGAAAUUUUGGA
This is a messenger RNA of Sorex araneus (European shrew), 5388 nucleotides long. RefSeq names its product transmembrane protein 87B (gene TMEM87B). The record is from RefSeq and is a predicted model, not a curated record. Lineage: Eukaryota; Metazoa; Chordata; Mammalia; Eulipotyphla; Soricidae. Gene Ontology annotation, cellular component: membrane; Golgi apparatus. Gene Ontology annotation, biological process: retrograde transport, endosome to Golgi. The coding region runs from base 311 to 1954 and encodes 547 amino acids. The transcript has 19 exons.